AUGAAUAAGGCUUACUUAAUAUUGAAGUUUGACAAUAUUAAUCGUUUAUCAAUGUUAAAUGUUUAGUUAUUUAAUUUUCAUUUUCAUCAAUUGAAAAAUUAAUCUGAACUGUAUUUUCAACAAUACUAGUAUAAGUAAGUAUUAUUAUAAAUUAUAUUCUAAUUCUUGUAAUGUUUAGGUAUAUUAAAUAUUAACUUUCUUAAUUUUGAGAAUUAUCCUAAAUUACUAUUACUUAUUAUGUAAUUUUAAUUUUUACAAGUAUCAAUCACUUAUUCUUUUGGUGUUAUUUUCCAAGCAAAUGAUAACCAAUCAAUAAUCUAAAAUUUUAGUUAUUUAAAUUCCUAUAUAUAUACAUUUGAAUCUUAUUUUAUAAACAAAUCUCUAAUUCCCCAAUAACCUUAAGAUGUCGUUGGUUAAUUAAUAUAGAUUUAGAUUAUCCUUUAGAAUUACAUCCGCUAACAAAGAUAUAAGUUGUUAUGA
Molecule: messenger RNA, 480 nt
Organism: Paramecium tetraurelia
Lineage: Eukaryota; Ciliophora; Oligohymenophorea; Peniculida; Parameciidae
Exons: 1
Source: RefSeq, a predicted model, not a curated record